Oryzias latipes (Japanese medaka) is the source of this 2293-nucleotide messenger RNA. RefSeq names its product plexin domain-containing protein 1. The record is from RefSeq and is a predicted model, not a curated record. Lineage: Eukaryota; Metazoa; Chordata; Actinopteri; Beloniformes; Adrianichthyidae.
UGAGCACCCAAACACAGACUGAGCAAAGAGGGCAUACAUGAGGAGCCAGGAAAACAGCAAACCUUGGCUUAAGUCAGGAAGUGUGUAUGUGAGUGCAGGAAAAAAAAGAAAAAGGUGGGGGAGAGGAGAGGAGGAGUGAGACAUUCUUUAAACUAAGAAGAGAAGCGAGAAGAAGCGGAGUGACAGAAGCAGGAAAAGGAGGGAGAAGCGCCUUCUGGACAUGGGGCUUUAUGCCGUUCUCCUCAUCUCCCUUUGCCAGGCUGAGCUGGGGACAGUCUUAGCUCAAGAGCGAACAGAUACUCAAAGUGGGCCUGCUCUGCGAGCAAAUGGAGAUUUGUCGAGCUUCCACAGAACCAGGGGGGACCAGCAGAGUCACCAAAAACAUAGAGAGGCUCGCAGUGCACAGACUGAAGGAGUCGAUAUCAGUACCCUGCCUGACAACAUGACACACAUAGUGGAGGACUCGCAGAAAUACUACACAUGGAAGAGCUUUGGUCCUACAGACAGACAGGCAGACAGUUUAUGGGUGGAUCUAGAUAGUCUACACAGGAGUCAGGUUAAAAUCCAUGGCAUCCUGUCCAACACACACCGACAGGCAGCGAGGGUGGCUCUGUCUUUUGAUUUUCCUUUUUAUGGACACUACUUGAGACAGAUAAUUGUAGCAACUGGAGGGUUCAUCUUCAUGGGCGACAUUACUCAUCGAAUGUUGACAGCUACACAAUACGCUGCACCUCUCAUGGCCAAUUUCGAUCCGAGCUCCUCCACUAACUCAACAGUGAGAUAUUCAGACAACGGAAAUUUGUUUGUGGUGCAGUGGGACAAAGUGCGGCUGAAGGACAGAGAGAAUGAAGGAUCUUUUACGUUCCAGGCAGCCCUCCACAGUAAUGGCACCAUCGUUUUUAACUACAGAGAUAUACCCAUACCAGUGGAAAAAAUGAAUUCCCCUGAGCAUCCUGUCAAAGUAGGACUGUCAGACGCAUUCAUGGCCUUUCAUCCUGCAUCAAUGCCAGGCAUAAAGCGGCGCACCAUCUACGAAUAUCAUAGGGUUGAAAUUGACGCCACAAAGAUUGUCAGCAGAUCUGCGUUUGAGUUCAUCCCUUUGCCCACUUGUCUCCAGCACACGUCCUGUGACCUCUGUCUGAAAUCCAACCUGACAACUGGCUGUGGCUGGUGCAACACUCUCCAGCGGUGCUCAGAUGGUAUAGAUCGCCACAGACUCGAGUGGUUGGAAUACAACUGCACCAAGGAGGCCACAGGAACCUGUGAGGAUUUCAACCCAGUGGAAUCUGAGGGAUCUAUGAGUCCAUUCAACCACUCAUCUCCAGGUCCAACACCUUCAGCAACACCUUCAGAAGAUCUUGUUACCAGGAAUUUACCAAUCGAUCUUCCAAGCCACAAGGGGAUAAAUGAGAACACGGCCAUCAUAGCAGGUGUAGUGGCUGCAUUAGUUCUGCUUGUGACUUUGACCUUGCUGGCUGUUUACUACAUCAAUACCCAUCCCACAAUUGCUCCACCGUUCUACCUCAUGCAGCGACACACACCAAACUACUGGCCUUCCACAAAGUUCCGCAACCAAGGAUGCCACUCCAGUUAUGCUGAAGUGGAGUUUGGUGUUCAUGAAAAGGAAGGCUUCAUCGAAGCGGAGCAGUGCUGCUAAGAACCUUGGACUCACUCAGACUCUUGAGGAGGAAGAACGCAAAUGAUCUUGGGAUUAUAGAAGAACCAAACAAGGCUGAAUAUGGAAAAUGAGGUGCACCGCUGACACACGAUGUCAUUGCUCCAACCUUUGUGGCUGGAGAGUGUUUACUGUAACUGCUCUCAAAGCCUCUUUCCUUCUUUCUCGUGAUUGUUUUCAUGUUGUUUUCAGUCACUGAUUUAGCCGUGUGACUCAAGGGUUGAAGGGUCAUGUUGGUAAGGACUAGAUUUUACCAACAUGAUGAGAUGCAAAGGAGUACCUGGUCAAGACCCAUAAAUGCUGUCAGGGAAUAAAUGAAACAAGCCUUCAUUCUGCAAACCAAUAUACAGCUCAGUUUAACUUUGUGUUCCUGUUAUCAUCCAUUUCAUUGAGUUAAUUAUGCUGUUUUCUUAACUGCACUAGCCUUUGUUUAUGAAUGCUGCUUAUAUGUGGACUUCUCUUCAACAUAUAUCUAGCUACAUAAAUGAUAGUGAAUAAAAUGCUCAUCGUGGAGAAAAGUUGUAUAAAUGAAUUUAAGUGUAAUCAAAUUCCAAGAAUUUUCUUUGACUCUCUUUAGUGUAAAUGUCUUCUAAUAAAACUGAUCAGUGUGGAUGUUGA